UCAUUCCUUCUUUAUCAAUUUGUUUAUCUACAGCAACUUACUAAGGAGGCAUGGAAGCUAAUCAGGUUCCACUAGUUCCAUCUAGUAACGCAGGAAUAGCUGCAUGCAUGAUUGUGCCUGAGGUUCUUAAAGAAGAUAAUUAUGAAAGAUGGUGUAUUUUUAUGCAACACUAUUUAGUGGCUCAAAACCUUUGGGAUGUGGUUAUAUCAAGAAAGAUGCCUCAUGCUCAUGGAGAAGACCCAAAGGAGUGGAUUAAAAGGAAUGCUUUAGCUCUGCAUACAAUUAAGAUUUCAUGUGGAGCAGAAAAGUUUGAUCGGAUUAAGAAGAAGAAUUCAGCCAAAGAUGCAUGGAAUGCAUUGGCUAAUUUGCAUAAACAGCCAAAUGAAGGCGGGAACAAAGAUACAGGAAUCAGGAUUGAAAGGAAACAAGCUGUGACAUUGCUCAAGGACAUAAAAAAGGGGGACUCUGAUGCUGUAAAGAAACUCUUUGAAACACAUCCUCCGUAUUCUGCAGCAUUAGAAAACGGUUCCACUGCCCUUCAUGUUGCAAUUACUACUGGCAAGAUAAACCUGGCUAAGAAACUGAUUUCGGUGAUGUCAGAAGAAGAGUUGGAAACACAAGAUAAGAGUGGUGAGACAGUUCUUUCCUUGGCUGCUCGUAAGGGAAGUAGAGAGAUCGUAGAAUGUUUGGUUGGAAAGAACAAAAAAUUGCUUGAAAUCCCAGAUUGCGAGAAGAAUAUCCCACUUGUACUGGCAUGUGCCACACGCCAUCAGUCUUUGACUCGUUAUCUUUAUUCAGUGACACCUGAAGAAUUUCUAGAUCCAGGAAAUGGCGACGACCAUGGAUUCUUCUUCCUCAAAGAGUGUAUAAGGAAUCAUAUGUUCGGUCGAUCGCUAGCAUAUGAUCAUCUAAAGUAUGCCCGUGAGAUGGUACUCUUCAUAUGUGAGCAACUGUCAACUUUAGAAAGAGACCAAUUUAUGAGAAGUGGAGCAGUGGAAGCCACCUUCAAGGCUAUCAAGCUUGGCGACCUUGACUUUGUAAAACAAAUUACAGAAGCUAAUCCUGAUAUAGUUUGGAACCUUGGUCCCGAACGCUCAAGAGAUAUGUUAAUGUAUGCUGUAGCACAUCGUCAAAAAGAAAUUGCCAAGUUUCUUUAUGGGCUCAAUGUGUGGAGGAACAUGUCAGAUGACGACCAAAACAACAUUUUACAUCUGGCUGCAAAGUCAGCUCCCAGCUUUCCCCAUAUUCAUCAUUUCUCUGAUCCUUUUCUUCAAAUGAAAAGCGAAGCAACCUGGUUUAAGCGAUCGGGAUGGCCUCCCCGUCUUCUCUAAAAGAUCAUCUUUUAAGCCACUCUUAGACUGGGAUCCAAUUUCUGUCCUUUUUGCGUCUCUUUCAGUGCUGUUGUUUUUGGAUAUCCACAAAUCGAGUCUUACCGAGGAAGAUUUCCUAUCUGGAUUCUUGACUAUCAAGUUGGUCUUGUGCUUUUAUUUCCUCUUCUGGUCCAUUGGAGCUAUGCUAAUUUGCUAUUUUGCUUCUGUUAAACUUGUGGAUAGCACAAUUAUUUCGCUGGUCCCUUUAAAUGCUGUUGUCUUUGUUUGUUUAUAUAUCUACAUUUUUCUAAAACACCAUCUACCUCUUAUUAAGAUUUUAACUUUCCGAAUUUUUUGAUGGCAGAAAGCACAGUUUCCACCUGUUUUCAGAUUUCAUCUUUCAACAAGUUCGCCAAUCCUACUUCAAUGUAUCUGCAGUUAAACAUCGUCACUUUUUCCAGUGUACUAAAACCUCAAUUUCGCG
Messenger RNA from Rubroshorea leprosula, 1794 nucleotides. NCBI's taxonomy places the organism in Eukaryota, Viridiplantae, Streptophyta, Magnoliopsida, Malvales, Dipterocarpaceae. The record is from the annotation of a GenBank genome assembly.